ACGCUGAGCGCAAUCAAGCACGUACCUUCUCCCUUUGUAGCCACCCACCGUUUCCCUAACACCGACUCUGAGCCGAGCCGUCGCACAUUUCCUUCAACCCUAUAAAACCACCACACAGCCUCCUUGGUAUCAAAACGCAACCGUUUCGUUCUGCGAUCGAGGAUGUCAGGGCUAGCUUGCAACGCCUGUAACAAAGAGCUCAAGGACGACACCGAGCAGAGGCUCCAUUACAAGUCCGAAUGGCACCGCUACAACCUCAAGCGCAAGGUAGCUGGGGUUCCUGGAGUGACAGAAGCAUUGUUUCUUGCAAGACAAGCUGCACUUGCUCAGGAGAAAAAUGGUGCAAAUGAAACCCCAAUGCUCUACAGCUGUGCUCUUUGUGGCAAAGGGUAUAGAAGUUCCAAGGCUCAUGCUGAGCAUCUCAAAUCACGAAGUCACAUUAUGCGCGCUUCUCAAGGGACUGGUGAUGAAGAAGAAGACAAGGCAAUAGUCAGGCCACUUCCGAGUCGUGCGAAUAAAGCUCCCCCUAGGAGAGAGGAAAUUGAUGAGGAGAGUCACGAAAGUGAAGAAAGUGGAGAUGAGUGGGAGGAGGUUGACCCUGAGGAUGAGUUGGUUAGUGAGACUGCAAAAUCUUUGACUGGUUUAAAUGUAGAUGGGCAUGCUUCUAAUGAGGAUAUGGAUGAAGAUGAUGAUGACGAUGACUAUGAGGAGUUGGACCCAUCAUGUUGCUUUAUGUGCGAUAAAGAGCAUAAGACCAUAGAGAGAUGCAUGAUUCACAUGCACAAACACCAUGGAUUCUUCAUUCCUGAUAUUGAGUAUUUGAAGGACCCGAAAGGUCUUCUUACUUAUCUUGGUCUCAAGGUUAAAAGGGAUUUCAUGUGUCUGUACUGCAAUGAUAGGUGCCAACCCUUUAACAGUUUGGAAGCAGUUAGGAAGCAUAUGGUGGCAAAAAGCCACUGCAAGGUACACUAUGGAGAUGGUGGUGAUGAAGAAGAAGCAGAGUUGGAUGAGUUCUAUGAUUACAGCAGCAGUUAUGUCGAUGAGGCUGGCAAGCAACUAGUUGUAUCAGGUGAGACGGCCAACAGUGUCGAACUUGGGAGUGGUGGUGCUGAGCUCAUCAUUACUACAAGAUCUGAUCAUGGGAUAUCAAGCAAAGCACUUGGUUCCCGGGAAUUUAUGCGCUAUUAUCGCCAGAAACCACGCCCAUCACCUAACCAUAUGGCCAUCACAGCUGCAGUGGCUGCAAGGUACAAGAGCAUGGGGUUGGCAACUGUGCAAUCAAAGGAACGAAUGGUGCAGCUGAAAGUACUGAAGGAAAUGAGAAGAUCAGGAGUCGAGGCCAUGCGCAGUAAGAUGGGAAUGAAAAGCAAUGUGAUCCGAAACCUCCCCAAGAAUGUUCCAUUCUAGUCCUUUCAAGAGUGUUCUAUGCCCAGAGUUUUUUUGUUUAGUUCCUGCACUUUUCAUUUCUCAGUAAUAGUUUCUACCAGUAAACAUCAUUAAAAUAUCUUGGGGUUUUGCCUGUCUGACAUGAAUUGCGGGUUCCUAAGUAGCAAUAUUAUAGUACUUACCAUGGAUUUUCUAUAAGUUUCAAUGUUAUAGUACUUAUGAAGUUGUAUUUUUUGUAAA
This is a messenger RNA of Rosa rugosa (rugosa rose), 1626 nucleotides long. RefSeq names its product cytoplasmic 60S subunit biogenesis factor REI1 homolog 1. The record is from RefSeq and is a predicted model, not a curated record. Gene Ontology annotation, cellular component: preribosome, large subunit precursor. The coding region runs from base 163 to 1407 and encodes 414 amino acids. NCBI's taxonomy places the organism in Eukaryota, Viridiplantae, Streptophyta, Magnoliopsida, Rosales, Rosaceae. Gene Ontology annotation, biological process: ribosomal large subunit biogenesis. The transcript is spliced from 5 exons.